CGCACAUCAUGGGCUAUUCAAACCUGCCGCUGGCUGCCGUAAAAGGAGGCUACCUGCGGAUGUAGCUCCGAGCCGCACAUUCAUUGGCCGUCACCUCCCUCUGACGGGGUUUCCGGCCCUGCUCUCGGCGGGCUGCAAACUGUUUUUUGGUGUUCCGCCUACGUUACCGUUAUGUUUUGCUGAUAUCCACGCUCGCGUGCCCAAAGGGUAAACUACUCACCAUGGUGUGGAGGAACGCCUUGAACAUCUUCUCUAUGAACAACCCUCCGUCUCCCUUGUUGAACCAGCAGCAGGGUUGCCUGGUGGCUGCAUUGGACACUUACCCGUUGGACAAGCGGUGCCACGAGCUGAGCCGCCUGUUCCACGAACUGCCCUUUAAGGAACUGCAACACUACCUGCCAACAGUCUUGGAGCAUGUAUUUGGCUUUGGUGCCAAUGUGGGCUGGGGCCUGCAAAACAUCUCUCUCGGUCAGCCGGGAUUUGAGGCCCUUCGUCGCUUCCUCAGUCCCGAAGGCCCACUUCUGCUGCUCGUCUAUCGGCUUCUGUCGGACGCGAGCGUCAAGUAUGACUUCCCGGUGUCAUGCCUGCCUUCUGAUACCCGACGAACCCUGAGCACGGGCGGGGUGCCUCCUUUCUGCACUGGAAGGAUACCGUCGUUUGGAGGUGGACCACAGGCACCAACUGCCUUGCAGAUCAAUGCCUUCGAGCUCUACAUGUUCCAUUUUGCCUACUACAUCGUCAACCCAUCGCAGCCGGGGGCUCAGCACCAGGUUCAACAGCCCGUGCUCUUGGACAUUGUGGGCGGGGAAGGCCAGAAGGCAUCUGGGACCAUCCUGGAGUGCCUGUACCUGGCCCUGCUUCAGGACUAUUUGCACUAUUACCUGCCACACGACCGCGACGAUGCCCCGGAGCUGCCCGGCUACCACCCGCACCACCAAAUACCUUUCUUUGCCGGAAGCACACCACCCAGUGCACUGUACCGGGACCAUCAGGACUCGAUGCUCUGGCACGGGACGUCUCCGGGUGGACUCUGCCCCAACAGUGCCGGUGGUGUCCCGCACCGCCAUGCCAACAACGAGCCGUGCCUCAUCCGCAAGGACAUCCUGGCUAGCAUUUACUCGGGGUCCGGCAACGUAAACAACUUUUUACCGUCCACUCCACCACGUUACUAUGGUGCGACGAUGGCAUCGAUGCCGGCCACUGGGUUUGCAAUGCACGGAAUGUCACCAGUGGCAGCAGUGGGCUGCGGCAACCCUCACGCACGCGUCUCUGAGGCCUUCUUGGAGGUCUUGCUCGAGUUCUGGCUGGGCCGGCAGCAGGUGGCUGCAGCCAUGUUCGGCAGGCCUCCAGCAAGUCCAACGACGCCGUACGGGAGUCCAAGUGCCACGCCCACUUCCAUGUCAUUUCAUCACACCUUCAAUGUGACUGAGGAUUCCUGCGUGCCCAGCCAGUUCCACAUGCUAAUAGUGCGAGUGAUGGUGAAGCACCUGCACCAGUUCCGGUACACUGUCUGGCGGAACAGCAGCAGCAGCUCUGUUUACCCAUGCAACAUCCAGACCCCGAUGGACGACAUCAAGCUGAAGGUGUUGCCGCGGCUCUUUCGUAAGCGGCUCUACAUGUUCCUCAAGCAUGCCCUCUCCAGCUGGCCACUGGACAGCUCCUUUCGUCUGCCCCUGGAGACAUGGCUGAGUUUCAUUCAACCCUGGAGGUACGCCUCCUCACACAACAAGCUUGGUGGGCAGAAGCUGCACAGCCAGGGUGUUGAAGCCCACUGGCAGCCGUUUGUGCAGGAGCACCUGCUCUUCUACACAGAGCUGCUGAGCGUGCUGUUGCAGCGCUUCUGCCGCAUGGAGUUGGCAAGCCGCCACAGUGCGUACAUGCUCUAUCGGGUCACCAAGGUCUUUUUCCAGCCUAACCUGUUUACGAUGAUCACGGAAGCGGAAGCAAGCCUGGGCAGUGCUAGUCAGCCCACGUCGCCGACGAGCGGCGCUCUGCAGCGCCAGGCAGUGAGCGCCCCAGUGGCCACUUUGGUCAGGCAGCACAUGGCCGACAUCGAGGAACCUGGCUUUACGUACCGGCCACUCAACGGUGAUGAGAGACGCAAACAGGUAACCUACCUGGUGCAGCUAGCAGGCCAAGCGUGCCGAGCGAUCAACAGACAGCUCGAGCAGAAACUUGGUGUCACGGGUCACCAGGACAGCGUCAGUGCUCAGCAGCACGACCACCUCAGCAGAGCCAGCAGCAGCACUAGCAGCAGUUCGUGGUGGGGCCUGCUGAAGCGUGGUGCCCGGCGGGUCCUGAGCUCGCUCCUUUCACCCGGGGCCCCCGACGAAGUGGCCGAGUGGAAGCGGACACAAAACUACUUGCGUGCUUCCGUUGACGAGCUCUGCCAUGCCUUCAAGCUGAACAAGGAUGCAGAGCUGUCUGCCUUGCCUCCGGACUCUGGCCGUGAGCUGGUGUCGUUGUUUGCAUCGUCACGCGACGUGACUGACUCUGUCAGGAGGCAGAAUGGCUUCCGGCAGAAUGGCUUCCAGCACUGCCUCGACGACACUAAAGCGUACACCUACCAGGGAAACCCCGACAUGGAGCCCAUUCGUAGCUACGAGGUUGUCUUCCUGGUCCGCAUGUUGCACCUGCUGUCCACCGCCGUCAACGACAAGUAUGGACACCAGCUGGAGUCGCUGUACAACAGCCCUCACUUUGUGGGCCACGUGGCACGUCUGCUGCUGCAGCCGCCCACUGUCUACAAGGAGGUGGUCAAGAAGGGGGUCGGUAUGCCGUACGACUACCACCAACAUAGGCUACCUGCCCGGCUCUGCCUGCGGACGCUGGCUCACAAGCAGUUCAUCGGCUACCUGUGCGUCCUGCUGUUUCUGGGCUACACUUGGGACUACAGCCCCUUCACAGUCUGCCUCAUUGUGCUGGAGUGCUUUAGCGUUGGCCUGCUGCUCCGAGCAACGUGGUCCUGGGGAGUGCAGCGUCUGCCGUGGCGCCACCACCAGGCCGUGGACUGAGUUGCACUAGUGGUCGGUUAUCAUCUUAGUCUGGCAUGUCGAGUCGGUUGGUCCAAUGGUGACCACACAGCUUUUACAUGUACAUUAUGGUGCCAAACUUUGUCAGCAGCGCCUAACAGUGGAGAUGUUUGGUUUGUCGACGAAGAAUGCCCCACGGAAGCGCACAGGACACACUUAAAACAGCUGACUGACUGUUUCCAGUACUCUGAAAUGUCGCUACAGAUGGUGAUUACUGUACAUAAACAGGGUAUUUAUUGGAACGACUUCCGUGUGGUCUUAAUUUUUCAAAGCAGACCGGAAGGCUCAGGCUUAUUACUGACUUCACAAGCAGUUGUACGGACACUGACAUUUACUGUUGUGCUUGUUGUUUCUCUAAAUACAUGUAAUGACACAUAUGUAAGUGAAGCAUUUUAAGUUAUUAAGGCUGAGUACAUUGUGGGUUUGUGUUUGCCUUGAAUACACUGAUGCAUUUAGUAAUAAGACCGUGUUGGAAGUGGUGCAGCACAAAAAGAUAUAGGAAGGGGCGUUGACACGAGCCCCCGUGUAUUUUGUUGAUAUGGGUGUUGCGAGUAUCACUUCAUCUAAUCGGUCCGAGUAGCAACGGGCAAACAUGACUGUGCGCACUGUUGGAUGGGAAGUGCCUUUUGAUAUUAGUGUAAGCGCACAAUGAAUAAAAUAUCUUU
Messenger RNA from Dermacentor silvarum, 3697 nucleotides. RefSeq names its product sphingomyelin phosphodiesterase 4-like. The transcript is spliced from 16 exons. Gene Ontology annotation, biological process: glycerophospholipid catabolic process; sphingomyelin catabolic process; ceramide biosynthetic process. Gene Ontology annotation, molecular function: sphingomyelin phosphodiesterase D activity. The coding region runs from base 222 to 3014 and encodes 930 amino acids. The record is from RefSeq and is a predicted model, not a curated record. Lineage: Eukaryota; Metazoa; Arthropoda; Arachnida; Ixodida; Ixodidae.